GCAUUGGGGCCAAUUGCAUUAGUGCGUUAGUGCGCCCUUCCAAGGACGCGUGUUUGAUUGCAUCCAUUAUUUGAAUAGGAAUCAUGUGUUAGUUCAUGUAGGAGUCUAGAUCUCGUAUCUUGAUAAGUAGCAGGCGGUAUGUGGUGGUACGCGAAGGCGGCGUGCGUGGCGCUGCUAAUCUUCCCAGCGGCGUGCAAGGAACUGGUGGAGGGACCACUGACGGAUGGUGAGGAGCUGCCUCAAGCGCAGGAGCCAGACCUCGUCAACUACGACGAUUACAACCCCACCGAGUUUGACGAUGAUGACAAUGCCGUGUUAGAUUUCACUGCUCACCAAAGAGGGCAAUCACAAUUAUCAGGACCUGCGACACGGAGGCCAGUGCUUGUGCCUUCAACGCGAGCGCCCUUACCACCCCGCCCUCUACCGAGAUGUAUCGACAUCGGGCGCUCGUGGGCCGAAGGCGAGCGGUGGAAGAGAGACAACUGUACUCUCUGCCAGUGCUUCACAGGCCGAGUCAACUGUACCACCCUGAAAGAGUGCUUAAUACCUCAAAGAGCAGAACGACCAAUCAGCGUCAGUAAUAUCAACUCAUCGACGUCGACUUCUGUGCGAGGAGUGCCCGGCCCACCGGGUGACGAGGGACCUUUGGGACCACCUGGUGCCCCUGGGGUGAACGGCAUCCCAGGUGCUCCCGGCAUUCCAGGCCCUUCUGGACCCAUGCCUGAUGUGACCGCAAUACAGGCGUAUUUGGCGCAAAUGGCAGCUGCAGCGGGUGGCGGCGAUAAAGGACCCACGAUCGACCCCUACCCGUUCAUGCAAGCGCCGGUGGGCGCGCCAGGCAUUCGAGGCAUUCCAGGUCCACAAGGGCCGCCCGGGCCGCAGGGUUUCCAAGGUCCCCGUGGAGAAUCCGGCGAGCCGGGUUUGCCCGGGCCAUUGGGGCCGCCGGGGGAAAGGGGGCCACCAGGUCUCCCAGGAAAGGACGGUUCACCGGGAGAAGACGGCGAGCCCGGUCCAGCAGGAGCAGCCGGACAGCCAGGAGCCAGGGGUGCACCGGGAAUGCCAGGGAUACAAGGGUUGAAAGGACACAGAGGCUUUGACGGCAAGGACGGGGUCAAGGGAGAACAAGGGCCCGCAGGCGAGAAGGGCCCCACUGGGCUUCCGGGACCUAUGGGCCCUACCGGGCCUGUGGGUCCAGUGGGUGCUCGGGGUGAACGAGGACGCGAAGGGCCUCCGGGGCCACCGGGCAUACGCGGAGCUGAUGGUCCUCAAGGUGCUCCUGGAUUAAUGGGUAAUGUCGGCAAAACUGGCGCUCCCGGUUUCCCAGGCACCCCAGGAAUGAAAGGCGACCAAGGUGUAAUUGGACCCAAAGGCAGUCAAGGCGUGCAAGGACCGAGGGGAGAAUCUGGAAGACCUGGGCAGCCUGGUGAAGUUGGUGCCACUGGUUUGCCUGGGCGAGACGGGGUCAAUGGAGAGAAAGGAGUUCAGGGCUCACAGGGCCCUUCUGGGCCACAAGGGUUUCCUGGACCUAGGGGCACCCCAGGUGUGGCUGGUGAACCUGGAACACCUGGAGCAAAAGGAAUGCCCGGUCAACCUGGUGAAAGAGGAAUGAAGGGCGACUCCGGACCGAGAGGGGAAUCUGGCGCACCAGGUCCUAGAGGAAUGCCUGGCACUGUUGGACCUGAGGGCAAACGAGGGAAACGGGGACUUAGAGGGCCUGCUGGCAACGUCGGACCUCAAGGCGAAAGGGGCCAACAGGGAAUGAGGGGUUUGCCUGGAGCUGAUGGGCCAAUAGGUGCUAAGGGUCAACCGGGAGAGAGAGGGAGCGUAGGUUUACCUGGUCUUAAGGGAAGUUCUGGAGAUCCCGGCAGAGCUGGCCCUCAAGGUGCCCCUGGACCAAGGGGUGCUAUUGGAAGACCAGGUGUUCCUGGAAAAACUGGGCCGCAAGGAGAAAGGGGUAUUCCUGGAGCUGACGGCAGGCCUGGUGAACAGGGACCUCAGGGGCUACAGGGGCCUCCUGGUAUGAUGGGAAGACCUGGUGAAAGAGGACUUCAGGGAGAAUCCGGCAAAGACGGAGAGACAGGUCAGGCAGGGCCUCAAGGGCCAAAGGGUGAUGCUGGCAGGGAUGGUAGCCCGGGUGUGCAAGGGCCUCAAGGUCCCGUUGGGGCAGCUGGGGAAAGAGGUCCUACUGGCCCAACCGGCCCUACUGGUUUUCCUGGAAUGCCAGGCAGCGCUGGUUUACCAGGGUCCCCCGGCAAAGACGGCGAACCCGGAGUAGCUGGUCCAGUCGGUCCGCCGGGUCCUUCCGGGCCUCAUGGUGAACGGGGUUUCACCGGCGAAAGGGGUCUACCGGGCCAACCCGGGCCAGCUGGCGAGAAGGGAGAAAGUGGCGCGCAAGGAUCUGAUGGACCUCCGGGCCCAGAAGGACAAAGAGGCAGUAAAGGUCACCCAGGGCCAAUGGGAGCUAUGGGUCUACCCGGGCCUCGUGGUUUAACUGGACUUGCAGGAGAAAAGGGCGAACGAGGUGCAGCUGGGCCUCCUGGCAGUGAUGGACCAACAGGUCGUCAAGGCGAGCAAGGUCCUCAAGGGCCAAUCGGACCAGCGGGUCCACCCGGCGAGCCAGCUGAGCGGGGUGAACCAGGCUCACCAGGGCUUCCCGGGGAAUCUGGAGCACCUGGAUCUCCUGGAGAACGGGGUCAACCUGGCCCACAAGGGUCAUCAGGAUUACCAGGCUCACCAGGCUUGACAGGCAUGCCGGGGCUGAAGGGAGAUAGGGGAUACGUUGGUGCUAAAGGACAACAAGGGUCCCCUGGAAACCCAGGAUUGCCCGGAGAGCAAGGCACGCGUGGUCUACCUGGAGCGGUGGGUGCAAAGGGGGCUAGAGGUGAACAGGGGCAUAAAGGGGAGACUGGACACGUGGGGCUGCCUGGUAGACCGGGGGAUAUUGGACCAGCGGGGCCUCAAGGCAGCACUGGACCAGCAGGCGCACCCGGUAUGCCAGGUGCUAAAGGUGCGACGGGAGAUUCAGGGCGCCCUGGGGCUCCGGGCCCAAUAGGGCUCACAGGGCCCUCGGGCCCUGAGGGAGCUAAGGGUGAGCGUGGUGCUGAGGGAGAGACGGGUCCGCAAGGGUUGAUGGGGCCAACUGGACCGCCUGGAGAAAGAGGACCAAGUGGAUUACCGGGUAUGGCCGGGCCACCUGGUCCUCAUGGAUUACGUGGCACUCAGGGUGAAACUGGCUCUCCUGGAAAGCCAGGGUCUGACGGUGCACCAGGGCCAGCUGGGACUCCUGGUCUGCAAGGACCACCCGGGCCCAUUGGUGAACAGGGACCAGAAGGCCGGAUGGGUAAACAGGGCCCGCCAGGACUUGCUGGCAGACCGGGUGACAAGGGACCUACGGGACAGCCAGGACAGUCGGGACCUGCUGGACAGCCCGGCUUACAGGGUCCCUCAGGCCCAACUGGUCCUCCUGGGCCUGCUGGAGAAAGAGGCCCCCGAGGCGAAGCGGGUGCACCAGGCGUUGACGGUCCUAUGGGCCCCGCAGGAAAACAGGGACCACCCGGCUUAGACGGAUUUAAAGGAGAUCGUGGAGAACAAGGCGCAGUUGGGCCCAAGGGUCACGCGGGUCUGCCUGGACUUCCUGGCAUGCUUGGUGCUCCUGGUAGGCAGGGUGAGAGGGGACUGCCGGGGCCAGCGGGCCCAUCUGGGAAAGACGGCGAGCCUGGAAGUCGAGGUCCACCCGGUCGUGAUGGCAGCCCUGGGCCGCAAGGUCCAGCCGGACCCGCGGGCCCACGUGGCCCCUCUGGGGACUCAGGCCGACACGGGCCGCCCGGGCCUCCUGGACCACCGGGGCUUCCUGGACCCGCCGGAGAAGGCCUGGCUUAUGAUGCUGCUGCUUUGGCUGCUAUGCUACAACAAGGCUCCAUAAAAGGCCCUGAUCCACUAGGUGACGACCCCAACCUGAUGCCAGCUCGGUUCUUCAAAGAUGACAUGUCUCCCGCUGAGAAGAAGGAUGUCGUUAUGAAGGCCUACGAAAGACUCAAGGUUUCCUUGGAUAAGUUCCUGAAACCUGAUGGUUCUAAGGAUGCUCCGGGCAAGACAUGCGGCGAUAUUAAGUACCACCAUCCUAACUUCAAAAGCGGCCAGUACUGGAUCGACCCUAACGGUGGAGAUAUCAAUGACGCCAUAUUGGUUCAUUGUGACCUGGAGACAGGUGGCAGCUGCAUCUACCCCAAACCCAUCAUGUCCAAGGAUAUCGCGUACAAAGGAAAGGAAAAGGAGGUUUGGCUCAGUGAGAUGGAAGAAGGAUUUACCAUCACGUACAAAGCCGACCACACCCAAAUCACCUACCUCCAACUGAUGUCGACCCACGCGAGCCAAAACGUCACAUUCCACUGCCGUCGGACCGUGGGUUAUUUCGACCCAGCCACCAACAAUUACCGGCGAGGAAUCAAGCUCCUGGCCUAUAAUGACGCCGAGAUUCUGCCCAAGGCGAACAACAGACUGAGAUAUAGAGCGCUGCUCGACGAGUGUCAGAACAAGAAAGACGAGUGGGCCAAGACGAUAGUGCAGUUCGAGACGGACAAGGCUAACAGGCUCCCACUGCUGGACGUCGGGGUGAGGGACGUGGGCAAAUCCCACCAGAUGUUCAGGGUUGAGCUGGGCCUCGCUUGUUUCAUAUAGAGGAAGAAAGGAGACAAACUAGAACUAUAGGUAGGACUUGACGCAUGUAAAACGCGUGCAGUAUAGACUGUAAUGAGGCACAUUUUUUAGUAAUAGUAUUAUUAAUGGCCUAAUUUGUGUUAAAAAAUUGAUGAUAUAUUUCAUUCCUAUGCGAAUACGUAAGAGGGAUAUAAAGGUCAAGCAUUUUAGGAGCUUCUCUGUCUUCUUUCUCACGUUGCUUGAAUGAAUUUAAAGCAUAAGUCAAUAAGGAAUCUCACAAUAAGUGUAACUCAACCUAGUUAGAUAGCUAUAGGAUUCGUUUAACAUUUAAAUUAGUUGUCAGUUGUAGCUAUGUAAGCUUACUAAGUAGAUAUGUUUAGUUAAAUUUAGUACUUAAUUUUAAAUAAAUCGUCACAACGUUAUUUUAAGUUUACAAAGGUCACAGGCUGUGUUAUUUUGUACAUAAUGUAAAUAUAUCCUUAUUGAUACAUUGAGAAGUGAUAAUUAAAUAGUAGUAUGUUUAAAUAAUUGUAAGUCGAAUUAAUAAUUGUGUUCCUUAUUUUCUUACUUAUUCAUGUAAUGACAUAGUUAAACAAUAAAGUAAUGCUUUAUGUAGCAAUAAAAGAUAUUUUAUUUCAA
This is a messenger RNA of Plodia interpunctella (Indianmeal moth), 5295 nucleotides long. Its product is annotated as fibril-forming collagen alpha chain-like. Gene Ontology annotation, biological process: extracellular matrix organization. The record is from RefSeq and is a predicted model, not a curated record. Lineage: Eukaryota; Metazoa; Arthropoda; Insecta; Lepidoptera; Pyralidae. Bases 139 to 4677 code for a protein of 1512 amino acids. Gene Ontology annotation, molecular function: extracellular matrix structural constituent conferring tensile strength. The transcript has 26 exons.